CAUUCUGUGGUGGAUCAUCUCCAAGAUGCCACUUGCUUUGACUUUACCAAGCUCUGCAGGGGUAUGUAUGUUGCUGAUGGUGUCAAAUCUGCUCCUUUGGGAGCAUGUGUCCUCCAAACCAACUGGCUCUGUGUCCACUGAAGCCCUGUAUUAUCGAGCGUUUAUUCAGUCUCAUGCCACAUAUUUCCUGGCUGGAGAUUUAUACCAUGAGUUUGAAAUGAAUUAUUUCAAUACCUCUUGGAUCAAGAACUGGAGGCUCAGCCUAUGCCACACUGAUUCCAUCCACACCCCACAGUCUCAUGAAGAAUUCCAUGAAACUAAAACUGAAGACCUUCUAAAAGCAAUGAUCACUAUGUCCCAUGCCUGGGAAGAACCACUGAAACACCUGAUUUCUGCAGUGCCCACUCUCAAGGAAUCUUCUGAUAAAAUGCUUCAAAGAACCAAUGCUUUGAGGAACAGAACCCUUGUGCUUCAGGAAAGAAUGAAGAUCAUACUUACCAGGAGCCAGAAUGAAUUUGAAAAAGAUCCCUACCCUGCCUGGUCUGGACUGGCAGACUUGCAGUCAUCUGAUGAAGACACUCGCCUUUUUGCCUUUUAUAGCCUUCUCCGCUGCCUGAAAAGGGAUACUCAUAAGAUGGACACUUACCUUAUGAUGCUGAGGUGCCGAGAGCUCUUUAAAACUGAGUGUUUUCAUGACUGAGUGCUGACUGCACAACCCUGCAAUGUCUUGCUGUCAUGAGCCUUGUUGAACCAUAACUGUAGUGCUUUAAUUUCUUCUCAGUGCAUGCAUGGCUAUAAUGGAUCUCAUUUAUACAUUGAAAUCUAAUUCUUUAGAAACAACAGAUUUAAAGUGAAA
Messenger RNA from Peromyscus maniculatus bairdii (prairie deer mouse), 856 nucleotides. RefSeq names its product prolactin-3D1. Gene Ontology annotation, molecular function: prolactin receptor binding; hormone activity. Gene Ontology annotation, biological process: mammary gland development; female pregnancy; positive regulation of lactation. Lineage: Eukaryota; Metazoa; Chordata; Mammalia; Rodentia; Cricetidae. The record is from RefSeq and is a predicted model, not a curated record. Gene Ontology annotation, cellular component: extracellular region.